CAUAUGGCAAAUCAAACUGUAAUAACAGAAUUUAUACUCUUGGGGUUCUCCAAUAAUCCAUGCAUACAGGUUUUUCUAUUUUUUUUAUUUCUAUUAAUGUAUGCAAUUACAUUGCUAGGAAACAUUGUGAUCAUGCUUGUGAUUAAGACUGAAUCCAGCCUUGGCACCCCCAUGUUCUAUUUUCUCAGUCAUUUAGCUUUUGUUGACAUUUGUUAUUCAUCUGUCACUCUCCCAAAGCUACUUAGAAAUCUCAUCACAAAAGAGAAGACUAUUUCCUGGGAAGGGUGUAUUGCACAGAUAUUCUUCUUUUUCCAGGCUGCUUGUGCUGAAGUAUUCAUCCUCUCUGCCAUGGCUUAUGAUCGAUAUGUUGCUGUAUGUAACCCACUGCAUUAUACCACAACCAUGAAAAAAGAAAUAUGUAGACAACUAGUAGGUGGUGCCUGGACAAUGGGUUUUUUGUAUGGCGUAACGAAUGCCCUUCCCUUGACCAGUUUGCAUUUUUGCAUGGACAAUAAAAUUAACCACUACAGCUGUGACAUCCCUUCACUUCUGGUGCUGUCUUGUGAUGAGACUAUCACUAAUUAUAUCAUACUCCUUUCCUCCAGUUUUCUCUUUGGUCUAACAUCAUUCUUUUUCACCUUGGUCUCCUACAUUUACAUCAUCGCCACCAUCAUGAAGAUUCGUUCAGCAGAAGGAAGAAGCAAAGCUUUCUCCACAUGCAGUUCUCACCUGAUUGUUGUGGUUUUAUUCUAUGGAACUGGUUAUUUCCGCUAUUUAAGACCUAAUUCUUCCACUUCAUCAUUUAUUGAUCAACUCUUCUCCAUCCAAUAUAGCAUCUCCACGCCCAUGCUGAACCCUAUUAUCUAUAGUCUGAAGACCAAGGAGGUGAAGGAAGCUAUUAAGAAACUAGUGAGACAAAGAUUGCUUACUCAUGUUAAAUGA
Molecule: messenger RNA, 942 nt
Organism: Sceloporus undulatus (fence lizard)
Lineage: Eukaryota; Metazoa; Chordata; Lepidosauria; Squamata; Phrynosomatidae
Product: olfactory receptor 5V1-like
Exons: 1
Coding region: 4-942 (312 amino acids)
Biological process (GO): G protein-coupled receptor signaling pathway
Cellular component (GO): membrane
Molecular function (GO): G protein-coupled receptor activity; olfactory receptor activity
Source: RefSeq, a predicted model, not a curated record